UAACGGUCGGAAAGUAUUAGAUCGGGCUUAGCAGCGAAUGGGAGCGAGAGAACUGCCGUUGCCCGUUGAUGCUUGCAGGUCGAGGUUGAAGAGAGAAGAAUGUAAGCGUACCAAACACGACGACGUAUUCUCCCGAUGGAAGGUUCUUAUUGGAUCUUCUGAUUGGGAAGACUAUUUACUGGGUAAGGAAGGAGCGGCAAGAUACAGGGUUCAUAACCUUCCUGCCAGUACAUACCCAGGUGUUUAUGAGCUUGGCAUAGCGGUGUCACGAACUGGGCUAGGGCGUGAGGCUGGAAAACAUGACCCAGGCAACAUAGUGGUGGUUUACCUUGGGCAAGCUGAUAAUGUCAGGACACGACUGCAGCGCUAUGGUCGUUCAGGUGCUCAUUUGGGACACGGCAACCCAAUGGCUUGGGCAAGUGACUGCAAAACUGCCUCUCUUCAGAAGGGACCCGGAGUUUUCGAGGAGGUGUUUUCUAGAGGUCAUUCCAUCGUGUUUAGAUGGGCUCCUAUAAAAAGCAAAGCUGAUGCUCUAAGAACAGAAGCCCAGCUUCUCGACACAUUUGAUUAUGCAUGGAACAAAGGCUGUAACGGUGACCGUCGCCCUUAUGACAUUCUCAGGAAACUUGAAAAAGUUACAUCGGGAGCUGCUCAAUUUUCUACUAUUUUUAGGAAGCUCUUGCCUUUCAGUCAGAAACAAGUGGGCAUCAAAAUCGAAGCAACCAAACUGAUUUCAUCAGAAAAAAUAUCCAACGGUGAUGCUAACAAUAGGACCUAUCCCUUCUUUUCUCAAGUUUUCAAAGUCAGCAGGUCACAGCCUAGGUUAGUUUUUGAUAGACCUUGUGCUGAUGACAAAAACACUAGAACAUGUGGAGUGGCCUUCAGUGAUGGUUCUGUUUGUACAAGGCCGCCAGUUGAAGGACGAAAGAGGUGCCCCGAACACAAAGGAAAGAAGAUUAGUAGCUCUGGCAUAAAGUUGAAUAUAGAAGUGAAACCACAAGCAGAAUCAGAAUUCAGUAUGCCUAGUGAAGGAGAACUUGACAGUAACGGCAAGCAGUUUUUGGGGUUUGAACCAACAAAGUUUCCACUCGUUGUAGACCUCCCUAUUAGAAAGGUCUUCACUCCUACAUGUGGAUUUUCCCCUGAAGAUGGUUCUCCUUGUCGAAGACCCCCAGUUCAAGGUAGAAAAAGAUGUGAUGAGCAUAAAGGGAAGAGGGUCUACGAAUCCAACAAUAAGAAAAUGCCAGAGAGAACCUCACAUUACUCGGCUUUGGACUCUGAUACAUUAUCUGAGAUGCAAACUCCAGUCUCAUCAGCAAAGAAUGCAGUCCUCAAGAGCUAUGACGCCACAUGUGGGGUGACUUUCGGUGAUGGAUCUUUCUGUUCAAGACCACCUGUUAAAGGAAGAAAGAGGUGUGAAGAACAUAAAGGACUGAGGAUUAAUGGGAUCAUAUCAAAGUUAGUUUCAGAGAAUAAGAUUAGAUAACUUAUUUAUGGAUUCAAAACUCGGUUAUUGUGAUCGUUGGUCAUAUAUAACAAAUGGUUUGGCAGUAACAUGCAACAGAGAAGGUUUAUGGUUAACUCUUGGCUUUGAAACACAAACUGUAAGCUACAGCAAAUGGAGGGAUAGAGUAAAGAGUCACCACAUCCUCCUCCGAGAAGAAAAUUUAGAGAUUUUAAGACUAAAUUUAUCAUUUUGUUGUUGUACAAUUAAAUUAUUCUCUAUCUUUCUCUUUGUGGCCACUGACCACACUUCUUAUUUAUACCAAUUGAUUGUUGUAGUC
This is a messenger RNA of Tripterygium wilfordii, 1784 nucleotides long. Its product is annotated as protein EFFECTOR OF TRANSCRIPTION 2-like. Gene Ontology annotation, molecular function: DNA binding. The coding region runs from base 38 to 1486 and encodes 482 amino acids. NCBI's taxonomy places the organism in Eukaryota, Viridiplantae, Streptophyta, Magnoliopsida, Celastrales, Celastraceae. Gene Ontology annotation, biological process: regulation of DNA-templated transcription. The transcript is spliced from 3 exons. The record is from RefSeq and is a predicted model, not a curated record.